AUAGAAACUAUCAGCUGAUCAGCUGAUGUCAAAAAGAUGCGCGCAGUCACAGACUUCUCUCCUAUGAUACAAUAUUAAAUUAAAUUUAGCAAGUAAUGUCACACUCUAAAGUUUGGCAAUAUGGGAUACCGUUUAUGAUCUUUAUAUUCGGCGGAUCGUAUGGCCUUCGUGAAUUUACAGAAUUAAGGUAUAAAUAUAAAAAUAUAACUGAAUAUUCGAUACGGGAUGAAUUGGAGAAAAAAGGAGUUGAGACAAGACCAUUGGAGGAAAUCACCAUAGAAAAGGAAUAUGAAAAAUUAGAAAAGGUUGAUUUAGAUAAUUGGAAGAAUGUCAGAAUUCCAAGACCAUGGGAAGAACAAGAAAGUACAAAAGUUUAGUUAUUGAUAGAACAUGUUACUCUAUUUUGUCAACUUACAAUUAAUAAUGAGCAAUAUAUAAUUAAUUUAUCAGCCUUA
Messenger RNA from Nylanderia fulva, 455 nucleotides. It is a transcript of the gene l(3)neo43, whose product is annotated as cytochrome c oxidase assembly protein COX16 homolog l(3)neo43. Gene Ontology annotation, cellular component: mitochondrial inner membrane. Lineage: Eukaryota; Metazoa; Arthropoda; Insecta; Hymenoptera; Formicidae. The record is from RefSeq and is a predicted model, not a curated record. Gene Ontology annotation, biological process: mitochondrial respiratory chain complex IV assembly.